This is a messenger RNA of Sceloporus undulatus (fence lizard), 1541 nucleotides long. RefSeq names its product sodium-dependent neutral amino acid transporter B(0)AT1-like. NCBI's taxonomy places the organism in Eukaryota, Metazoa, Chordata, Lepidosauria, Squamata, Phrynosomatidae. The transcript has 8 exons. The coding region runs from base 474 to 1301 and encodes 275 amino acids. Gene Ontology annotation, biological process: sodium ion transmembrane transport. The record is from RefSeq and is a predicted model, not a curated record. Gene Ontology annotation, cellular component: membrane.
UUGUAGACGAAUGUGCAAGGAGUUCUCCUGUUGAUUAUUUCUGGUACAGGAAGACAUUAAACAUCUCCACUUCUAUUGACGAUUCUGGAACUGUGCAGUGGUGGCUUCUCUUGAGUCUAGUUUGUGCCUGGGGAGUGCUGUAUGUUUGCACAAUCAGAGGCAUUGAAACAACAGGAAAGGCAGUGUAUGUAACAUCGACACUUCCUUAUGUUGUGCUCACCAUUUUCUUGAUCCGUGGCUUGACACUGAAAGGCUCUGUCAAUGGAAUCGUAUAUCUCUUCACACCUGAUGUUAAUGAAUUAGCUAACCCGACCACCUGGCUAGAUGCUGGAGCGCAAGUAUUCUUUUCUUUCUCCCUUGCCUUUGGAGGCCUCAUCUCGUUCUCUAGUUACAAUUCAAUUCAAAAUAUCCUCACACUUACAAAUGCUUUUGAUUUACCAGAAGGCAAUGUAACCCAGGAUAAUUUUGAAGAAAUGCAAGCUUGGUGCAACAUGACAUAUCCAGCAGCUUUUGCAAGCCUUAAGUUUCAGACUUGUGACUUGGAUUCAUUUUUAAGUAGUGGUGUGGAAGGAACAGGCUUAGCAUUUAUUGUCUUCACCGAGGCUAUUACCAAAAUGCCUGUCUCACCACUAUGGUCCAUCCUCUUCUUUAUCAUGCUGUUCUGCUUGGGUUUAUCAUCUAUGUUUGGAAAUAUGGAAGGAGUUAUGGUACCUCUGCAGGAGCUCCAAAUUAUACCCAAAAAAUGGCCUAAGGAACUUGUCACAGGCCUCAUUUGUGUGGUGUCUUUCUUGGUUGCCAUCAUUUUUGUGCUGAGGUCUGGAAACUACUGGCUGGCUUUGUUUGAUAAUUUUGCUGGAUCCAUUCCUUUGCUAAUAAUUGCCUUCUGUGAGAUGUUUUCAGUUGUCUACAUAUAUGGGAUAGACCGAUUUAACAAUGAUAUUAAGUUCAUGAUUGGGCACAAACCCAAUAUUUUCUGGCAGGUGACCUGGAGAUUUAUUAGUCCCCUCAUCAUGUUAGUUAUCUUCCUGUUUUACUUUGUGGUGGAAGUGAGGGAAAGACUAGAAUAUAUCACCUGGGACCCUGAUUACGAACUAUUUCCCAAAUCAAAAACUGCAUCAUACCCUAACUGGGUUUAUGUCAUCGUUGUCAUCCUUGCGGGAAUACCCAGCCUGAUUAUCCCUGGGUUUGCCAUCUACAAAGGCAUCAAAAAUUCUGUGAAGAGAAAUGAUCCCGGGCGGCAGGAUCUGGUUAAUGCCGUAUCAGAAAUGUCAAUAAAUGGAGAACUGAGGAAUAAGGUGUAAUUAACUCUCCUGAGGAAAAGACUUUCAUUGAGAGACUCUAAACUAUUGAAAGACAGUUAGCAAUCUCAUAUUCUAUAUGGGACUGACAUAUGUACUUAAUCCAGCUGUUUCUGGAUUAAUGGUUGCUUAGUGCCAAUGCUUGUCAUCCAUCUUUGCUACUCUGCAUCCCCAUGAGUGCCACUAUGUUGCACAAACUUUCAAUCAUACUUAUUUUCAGUAAUGUAUUAUUAAACAGAUUAU